This is a messenger RNA of Cutaneotrichosporon cavernicola, 378 nucleotides long. RefSeq lists its product as uncharacterized. Gene Ontology annotation, cellular component: membrane; intracellular membrane-bounded organelle. The coding region runs from base 1 to 378 and encodes 125 amino acids. The record is from RefSeq and is a predicted model, not a curated record. The transcript is spliced from 4 exons. Gene Ontology annotation, molecular function: heme binding. Lineage: Eukaryota; Fungi; Basidiomycota; Tremellomycetes; Trichosporonales; Trichosporonaceae.
AUGGCCGCAACGUACUCGCUCGCAGACCUCAAGACGCACAAGACGCGCAAGAGCCUCUGGCUCUCCAUCCACCAUAGCGUAUACGACGUGACCAAGUUUAUUGACGAGCACCCCGGAGGCGACGAGGUGCUCCUCGAGGAGGCUGGGCGUGAUGCUACCGAGGCGUUCGAGGAUGUCGGGCACUCGGACGAGGCGCGCGAACUCCUCAAGACGCUCCUGAUUGGCAAGCUGAACCAGGAUGAUGUGGGCAAUCUCAAGAAGGCGCCGGGCGUCAACCAGUCGGUCAACAAGGGCCCAAGUGGCAGCCAGCUGCCCCUCUUCGUCGUGCUCGCCCUCAUCGUCGCGUUCAUCGCGUGGAAGGCCGGGUACCUUGGCUAG